This is a messenger RNA of Tilletiopsis washingtonensis, 1291 nucleotides long. RefSeq names its product metal-dependent protein hydrolase. Lineage: Eukaryota; Fungi; Basidiomycota; Exobasidiomycetes; Entylomatales. Gene Ontology annotation, cellular component: nucleus; cytoplasm. The record is from RefSeq and is a predicted model, not a curated record. The transcript is spliced from 5 exons. Bases 156 to 1199 code for a protein of 347 amino acids.
CAAGUGCGGCCAUCUUCCUCUCCUCCAUCAGCCUCUGUCACUCUACUCCCCUGCCUGCGCUUCGCCAACCCUUGCACUUUGCCGCACGCUCGCUCGCCAUUCCGCUGCUCCUGCGCACCGCACUCCGCCGCCUGCCGCCCGCUGCCGCCCGCAGCAUGUCGUCGCCCAAGCGUGUGCGCCUCGACGGCGACGCCGCAGACGCGCCGCCGUUUCUCGUCACGCACUCGGGCACGCAUCACGCCGACGAGGCGCUGGCCGUGUCGCUGCUGCGCGCUCUGCCGCGCUUUGCCGACAUGCCCCUCGUGCGCACGCGCGACGCCGCGCGCAUCGCCGCCGCGCACUGCGUCGUCGACGUCGGCGCCGAGUACGACGCCGCGCGCCAGCGCUUCGACCACCACCAGCGCGGCUUCGAGGAGACGUUUGACGCCGCGCACAAGACGAAGCUCAGCAGCGCGGGCCUCGUGUGGAAGCACUUUGGCACGCAGAUUCUCGCCGCCAAGCUCUCGCUCGACGACGCGUCGCCGCUGCUGCCGCUGCUGCACACCAAGCUGUACGACGACUUUGUCGAGGCCAUCGACGGCAUCGACAACGGCCAGGCGCAGUAUCCGGGCGCCACGGCCGCCUACAAGUCCUCGACGGACCUCUCGGCGCGCGUCGGGCGCCUGAACCCGCGCUGGAACGAGGAGCUGCCGGCCGACGCCGCCGCGCGCGCCGCCGACUCGGACCGCCGCUUUGAGAAGGCCGCCGCGCUGGCCGGCGGCGAGUUCUGGGAGCGCCUCGACUACACGGUGCAGGCCUGGCUGCCGGCACGCGAGAUCGUCGAGCGGGCGCUGGCCGUGCGCAAGGAGAAGAGCGGCGAGCCGAGCGGGCGCGUGCUGGUCUUCGACGAGUACGCCAGCUGGAAGGACCACGUCUACGCUCUCGAGAAGGACCUGAGCAUCCCAGAGGCCGAGCAGAUCAUCUACGUCGUCUACCCCGACGAGGCCGGCUCGUACCGCGUGCAGGCCGUGCCCGAGCACGCCGACAGCUUCAACUCGCGGCGCGCGCUGCCCGAGCAGUGGCGCGGCGUGCGCGACGAGCAGCUAAGCGAGAAGAGCGGCAUUCCCGGCUGCGUCUUUGUGCACGCGUCUGGCUUCAUCGGCGGCAACAAGACGCGCGAUGGCGCGCUGCAGAUGGCACGCAAGGCGCUCGACCUGUGAGGCUGCGCCCGACUCGGCAUUCAAAAGGGAGCGCUUGGGCCAAUAGACAGCAUGACAUUCUCAGGCUGCGAAGACCGCGCAGGCGGCGCGCG